AGUUAUACCCAGAAACAUGGCUGUGCGUCUCUUUGAGGGUAAAGAUCAUGCAGCUGCGUACCUGCAGUACAGAGUGGAGCCUGUUGAAUUAAUCAGCUUAAUUAUGAGCUACAUGGAGAAAAAAACCACAAAACAGUUCAACCUCGCAGUGGAUGUGGGCUGCGGUUCGGGGCAAGGAACGAUCUUAUUGGCUCCAUACUUCACCAGGGUUGUUGGAACAGACAUCAGCCCCGCUCAGCUGCAGAUGACUCUGGCCAAAAGCAACCCUCCAAAUGUUUCAUACAGGGAGUGUCCAGCAGAAGAGCUACCGUUUGGUUCUGGUGAGGUGGACCUCGUGACGGCCAUGACCGCGGCUCACUGGUUCGACCGGGAGAAGUUCCUGGUGGAAGCUGACAGGGUGCUGAGGCCUGGAGGCUGCCUGGCUCUCCUAAGCUACACCUCAGACUUUGAGCUGGAGUAUGGAGAUAUCUCCAACACACUGAAUGACAUCUGUAAUGAGUUUUACGCUGCCCUGCUCCCCUUCCGAAAUCCUCAUAUAGGAACGAGCUCUGUGACGAUCUACUCUGACAUGUUUGACUCCUGCUCCUACCCAGACAAAGAGUGGAAUGACUGUCUGAGGGUUAAAAGGACUUUGUCAUUGAACGGAUACAUCUGCAUGGUGGAGACCUUCUCCACUUAUCAGAAAUUACUACAAAAGGACCCCACGGAGGCUAAACGUCUCUCUGAUGACAUCAGAAACAAGUUAAUGGCUGCCAUGAAGACGUCUUCUCCUGACACAGAAGUUACGGUGAUUGUCAAGUAUUUCUAUUGGCUGGCGUGCAAACCUGGUUCACUCUGAUUUGCUGAAUCCUGUUGAUCCUUACGUCUUCAGUCUGUAAACCUCAGCUGUAAGUUUCAGCAGAGACUGACAUAAAUCCGUUGGUUGAAUCUCUAUUGUCUUAAAACAAGCACAUGGUGUGUUUAUCUUUUUAAUUUUGUCUCA
Plectropomus leopardus (leopard coralgrouper) is the source of this 982-nucleotide messenger RNA. Its product is annotated as putative methyltransferase DDB_G0268948. Lineage: Eukaryota; Metazoa; Chordata; Actinopteri; Perciformes; Serranidae. Gene Ontology annotation, molecular function: S-adenosylmethionine-dependent methyltransferase activity. The record is from RefSeq and is a predicted model, not a curated record.